UUUAUGGGGGGUGUUCAAUGACCAAACCAAGAAUUUGUUAUUUUCUCGAAAAAUACGAAUAGUAGCGAUGUUUAGUAACGUUUAAAGUUAAAAUUAGCAAUUGUGAAAAAUGCAUGAAACAGAUCCUCCUAUUUUAUACGUUUUAGUAAUAGGGUUCCACCAUAAAAAAGGCUGUCAAGUAGAGUAUUCUUUUCCACCACUUGUCCCGGGGGCACCAAACGAGUGCCCUGCUGGGUGGAAGUAUUUGCCAACCCUAGCAUUGCCAGAUGGAUCUCAUAAUUUUGAAGAAGACACCGUUUUCUUUCAUUUGCCAAGUCUUACUAACCCAAAUCAUACAGUUUUUGGGAUAUCAUGUUUCCGGCAGAUACCAGUCGAUAAACUGAAAAAUAAAACCUCGGAUAUAACCAGAACAACUGUUCAAAAAUCAGUAUGUGUCCUAAGCCGAAUACCUCUUUAUGGCCAGAUACAAGUCAAAAUGGCCCUUAUAACCCACGCCUAUUUCAAGGAGGGCGAUUUUAGUAAAGUGUCAAUACUAGAAGACACUUUUCAUCACCUCAAUGCUGUUUUAGGACAGGCUGAUAUUAAACAGCAAACCUAUGUUGGUUUAUCUACAAGAGAUUUUAUACUGCAAUGGAAACAUAAGGCUGUUCUACUAUUUAAACUAUUACUGUUAGAAAAACGUGUUAUAUUUUUUAAAUCUCCAGUGCUACCCUUAUGCUCGACUAUUCUCACAUUAGUGUCAUUGUUUCCCGAUAUGAUUGAAAAAGGUUUACAUCAGUCAGCAUGUAUUAGACUGUCUAGGCCCAUGUCUCCUAUGCCCGAGUUUUCUGACGAUGACUCCCCUUUAAGUACACCCACAAGGACCCAAAAUGGUGAUUUAAAUGGGAAAAAAGCAGACGAAACCUCAUUAAAUAUGAAAACUGUUGAAGUGAAUAACGAAAAUGGUAAAGAUGCAGUAGUGGAAAAUGGAAUAGAAAUUACUGAGUCUAUAAGUUUGCCAAAGGAAGAGAGUAAUGGUGUUUCAAGCCUAGGGGAAAAAACGAGCAGUCUCAGAAGAGACAUUAGCUCGGACACGAUAGCCGACUCGGUGCAAAGCAACAUGAACUAUCUCUCCCAGUUAAAAACGGAAAAUUGCGGAUUUCCUCUGGCCGUUUUCACUAAGGGCGCGUUAUGUUUGCCUUACCUCUCGCUGCCUUACUUGGACUUACUGACGGAUGUCAAUGUCAGAAGUUACAUAGUUGGCGCGACGAACGUUUUAUUCAAACAAAAGAGGCAACUGUUUGAUAUUUUGGUGGAUAUUGACGGAGGAAGAAUCGAGUGCCAGGACUUGACUCUUCGGAAACAUCUUCAUUUGACCACCGAAGACCUUCGAUUUGCCGAUUAUAUCGUAAAACAUGUCUCGGAAGAGAGACACGACGUAUUUCUGGACGGGGUGGGCUACGAAGGCGGAGACGACUGGAUCAGGGCCCAAUUUAGGGUCUAUUUAAUGUCGUUGCUUAGAACAUCGAUAUUACCAGACGGAUGCCGAGAAGCAGACCAUUUUAACAUAAACUUCGUCUCAGCAUGGAAAGAGACUCAUAAUUACAAGAUUUGGCUCAGCGGAAACCACGCUGGAAUUCUGGACGUUCAUCCCGGACAUCCGUUUGCAGGACAACUAUCGGUGGCCGAUAUGAAAUUAAGAUUUGCACAUACGAUGCAGACUACUGAGGGCGGUAGGAAGUUGGGACAAGCGAUGACAUCUACAGGAAGAGCUGUGGCUACAACAAGUAAAGCUGUAGGUGGAGCAAUUUCUCAAGCAAAAGGCGCAUUUUCCAGCUGGUGGAACAAUCUCCUAGUAAGUCCAGAGCCGGGCUUAACGAAAGAAAACAACGAGGAGGAAAUCGUGCAGGCCGAAGAGCCAUUACCAGCCGUUGAUUGUACACUACGAGGUAAUUCGCUUGCCAACGGUAGCCUGCAGCAAGAAAACGUAAAAAACGCAAUCAAAAGCGAGGAGAAUUUAAGCAGUAUUAAAGAAAUCUCAAAUAUGAACGGACAAGAUCUUUGCUUAAACGGUACCAGUGUUGAACACAAAAUUGGAGAAGUACACACGGUAUAGUCAAUAGAGAUUCAUUCAUCGUAUGCUCUGCAAAUAGUGAUUAUAUAAACAUUCCAAUCUUAAAUCGAAUUAUUUUAAAUAUUGUUUAAUACAGUGCCUUUAGGCACCGGUACAGUACUUUCUGAGUCACAUCCUACAGCUUCCUCAAAAAACAAUAUUACAUUAUAAAUUAUUGUGAUCGUAGUAGCAUUAUAUUUUUUUAUAUUUGUAUAAAUUAUUUAUUUAUUUAUUUUUUAGGUUUGUUUGCUCAGAAGCAGUUUUUAAAUAUCUUUUAUUUUAUGUUACGUUUGUUUAAGUUAUUCAUUCCUAUAAUACCGUUGCAAUAACUGCUUAUUUCCUACAUAAUAUUUUUCUACAUAUAUUAUAUUUUUAAAUGUAGGUAAUAUCAUAUUUUCAGUAGCCAAACUGUUAUUAUUAUUAUUAAAACAGGAAUAAUAUAAAAUCAAAAGUGUUCUUAGGAAAAUGUUAAUUCAUAUACCAUAGUAGCAAUUGUUAGUAGACGCAAUUCCAUAUGUACUUAAUGAAUUUUUAUAUUUUUUUGGAUAAUAAAUAGUAAGAUAAGAUUGGAUCGGGACACUAAAUAAACCAUGUAAAGAGGGCAACAAUAGGGUUCUAGACAUUAUUAGGUGUGUAGUAUAGAAGAUUGAGAAACGGUUAGAAUCAAAGUGAAAUAAUCUCUCUGUGAGUCCUGGUCCCAUUAACUGAUUUUUUACUCAUGUGAAAAUGUUUUCAUGUUUUCUUCCCAUAUUUUUUUGGACCUUUUUAGGUUUGCUGUACUAAAUUAAUAGACACUUGAAAUUUAGAGUUUUUUUAAGUGUGUAGAAGGGUUUAUUGAUUGAAAUAAACAUUUUCAAUACUA
This is a messenger RNA of Anthonomus grandis grandis, 2954 nucleotides long. Its product is annotated as late secretory pathway protein AVL9 homolog. The record is from RefSeq and is a predicted model, not a curated record. Lineage: Eukaryota; Metazoa; Arthropoda; Insecta; Coleoptera; Curculionidae. The transcript is spliced from 10 exons. Gene Ontology annotation, cellular component: cytoplasm. The coding region runs from base 110 to 2095 and encodes 661 amino acids.